AUGGCAUCGGGCGCCUACGGACUGGGGAGUGCGUCGGGCGCCGACGUCAGUGUGAGUGUGGCCGAGACGAUGCUGAACUCGCCCGGGUACGUGCUGCGUGACGAGAUGAAGUACAUCCCGCACCCGCAGCCGAGUCCGAUGUCGCACAAUCCGUGGAUGCUGCCGGCGCAGGCCGACACGUGCCGCCGCCGUCGUGGCAACCCGUCCGUGUCGCCCUCCUAUCUCAGCCCGCCGCCCAACGGCGCGCCGCCUCCGCAGCACCCGGCCUACAGCAUGCACAGCAUGAUGCCGCACCAGCUGCACCCGGGGCACCUGAGCCGCGAACCGCACGAGCUGAUGAUGCCGCAGAGCGAGCCCAGCCAGGAGCCGGAGGAGGAGGCGCCCUCUGACGACGACCUGGCCGUGUUCGCCAAGCAGUUCAAGCAGCGCCGGAUCAAGCUGGGCUUCACGCAGGCCGACGUGGGCCUGGCGCUCGGCACGCUCUACGGCAACGUCUUCAGCCAGACGACCAUCUGCCGCUUUGAGGCGCUGCAGCUCAGCUUCAAGAACAUGUGCAAGCUGAAGCCGCUGCUGCAGAAGUGGUUGGAAGAGGCCGACUCUACCACGGGCCUGACGGCAUCCGUCGAUCGGAUGGCCGCGCAGGGCCGAAAGCGGAAGAAGCGCACCAGCAUCGAAGUGUCGGUCAAGUCGCUGCUGGAGCAGCACUUCAUGAAACAGCCGAAGCCGGCGUCGCCCGAGAUCAGCAGCCUGGCCGGCUCACUGCAGCUGGAGAAGGAGGUGGUGCGCGUCUGGUUCUGCAACCGCCGCCAGAAGGAGAAGCGCAUGACACCGCUGGGCCCGUGCACGGGCUACGAUAAGGGAGACGGUGGCUCGCCUCAGUCGUAUGUCUCGCAGUCGGAGCUGCAGCAGAUGCAGGCGUCGCUUGGGCCGCCGCAGCCGCUGCCGCAGCAGCAGCGCGCGUCGCCCCACCAACACCAGCAUCCGCCCAGUCGCAGCCCGACCCUGCUGUCCCCGCAGCAGCCGGGGACGCUGCCGCCGCACUCGCAGGGCCUGGCCGCGCACUGA
Molecule: messenger RNA, 1065 nt
Organism: Pollicipes pollicipes
Lineage: Eukaryota; Metazoa; Arthropoda; Thecostraca; Pollicipedomorpha; Pollicipedidae
Product: silk gland factor 3
Exons: 3
Coding region: 1-1065 (354 amino acids)
Biological process (GO): regulation of transcription by RNA polymerase II
Molecular function (GO): RNA polymerase II cis-regulatory region sequence-specific DNA binding; DNA-binding transcription factor activity, RNA polymerase II-specific
Source: RefSeq, a predicted model, not a curated record